Striga hermonthica is the source of this 282-nucleotide messenger RNA. NCBI's taxonomy places the organism in Eukaryota, Viridiplantae, Streptophyta, Magnoliopsida, Lamiales, Orobanchaceae. The record is from the annotation of a GenBank genome assembly.
AUGGCAGAAGAGAAAGGCAAGCUUGAAUCUCUCAGGGAAUGGGUCGUCGAGCACAAGCUUCGUACCGUCGGGGCGCUAUGGGCGAGUGGGAUCGUGGGCUCUCUUGCGUAUAACUGGUCUCAACCCAAUAUGAAAACCAGUGUUAAGAUUAUUCAUGCAAGGUUGCAUGCUCAAGCACUUACACUCGCUGCCUUGGCUGGGGCUGCCGUUGUAGAGUAUUAUGACAACAAAUCGGGAGCAAAAGCAGAGCGCGUUGCCAAAUUCUUGGAUCACAGGGAAUAA